Messenger RNA from Esox lucius (northern pike), 2361 nucleotides. RefSeq names its product nuclear GTPase SLIP-GC-like. The coding region runs from base 90 to 2213 and encodes 707 amino acids. Gene Ontology annotation, molecular function: GTPase activity. The transcript is spliced from 16 exons. The record is from RefSeq and is a predicted model, not a curated record. NCBI's taxonomy places the organism in Eukaryota, Metazoa, Chordata, Actinopteri, Esociformes, Esocidae.
GCAAACUUAAAGUAGUCGGACUUGUUCAGCCAUUACAUACACAGACCAACAUCAUUAUUUCUAGAACACCUAUUGUCUAGUGAAUUGUCAUGGCGUCAUCGUUUUUUGUCAGAGACAUAUUAAAUAAGUGGAACCUCAGUCAAUGGAUUAAGAAUUUUGAAGAGGAAGAGAUAGAUGAAGAAGGUUUUCUCUUACUUGAAGAGAAAGAAUUUAUCCACUUGAUCCCAAAAGUAGGACCACGGACAAAAUUUGCUCACAAACACAAAGAACUUGUAAAGAAACAGAAAACACACAGCAAUGAUGAUAAAGUGGCCACAUCGUCAACAGCUUCCAUUAACGCCACCAAGAGUUCCUCAACAAAUAGUAUGGCCUCAACCAGUGUGGAGAAACCUCUUUCAGAAAAAAGGAAACAUGACAUGGCUGAUGCAAACAAACCAAAAAAGAAGCAGAAAAGUAGUGCUAUAUCCAGAACAACUGCUAUGCUUGACAGUGAAGAAAAGGCAGAGGCAAAGAAGAUAAUGCAAAGAGUCAGAAGCAAGCUGGAUGAAAUGCCUUCUACAAAACUUACUGACUUCCUCAGAAGUAAAAUUGAUAUGUUGGAUAAAGACAGAAAAGAGAUGGUGGGUGUUUUUGGGAAGACUGGAGCUGGUAAGAGCUCCUUAAUAAACACCAUUUUGGGUGAGACGAAACUGCUUCCUUCUGGAAACCAAGGAGCGUGUACCUCAGUGAUGAUUCAGGUGGAGGCCAAUAUGACUAAUGACAAAUACAUCGCAGAGAUUGAAUUCAUUACAGUGCAGGAUUGGAAUGAUGAGCUAUGGUCCUUACAAGGCAAAUCUUGUGAAAAGGAAGACGAUGAUGACAAGAAAAUGAAUGUCAAGGAUGGUGACAAGGAUGAUGAUGGAAAGAUAAAUGCUUUGUAUGGAAAAGAGGGACUUGGAAAAAAUGUAGAAGAACUAAUGGAUAAGAAGCACUUUAGCAAAAUUCCAGAAUUUUUUUCAUCACAUAAAAAAAUUGUAAUUUGUGACACAGGUGAAGAACUCUCUAGAAAGAUAGCUUGUUUCACAGUGAGUGACUCAAACAGUGAUACAUUUGAACAACUGUAUUGGCCACUUGUGAAAUGUUUAACAAUCAAGGUGCCAAACUCUAAAGACCUAUUGGACCAUGUUGUGCUGGUGGAUCUUCCAGGAAAUGGAGACUGCAACAAGAGCAGAGAUGAGAUGUGGAAAUCGUUUGUAGGAAACUGCUCGGCUGUUUGGAUUGUGAGUGACAUUUCACGAGCAAUUUCAGAAAAGGAAUCUUGGGAGAUUUUAGACAGCACUGUUACCUUCUUUGGACCUGGUGGAGAAUGUAGAAGCAUCAGCUUUAUUUGCACCAAGACAGAUGAUAUUGAGGAAAGUCAAAAGGAUAAUGCUCGCUCCACUAUUUUGACCAGAAAUGAAAGAACCAAGAAAAAAGUGAGGGAAAAAUUCAACAAACAAAAAGAUGUAAAGAAACACUUCAGUGAUGCAGAGGGUCUCUUUAAGGUGUUUACUGUAAGUUCCAAGAAAUACAACAUGGAAAAGCAGAGUGGACCAGAUGAAAAAGAAAUGACAGAAGAGUGGAUGAAUGCCCUUAAUGAUACAGAAAUACCUCACCUUCAAGAAUUUCUCAGAAAUCUUAAUGAUCAUCACACAAGGACAUCAGAUUAUAUUUCUGGAGCGGAUGGGAUCCUCUCUCUGAUACAAGCAGUCAGAAACAGCGACAUGAAAUACAGCAAAGAAGAGGUGCGCCAGGAUUUGGAACAGAGGCUUAAUGACAACCUUAAAUCCAUUGGUCAAUACAUGGAAAAGCCUCGUAAGAUUUUUGACCAGUGCCUCUCACAAGGAGUUCAACAGUCAGAACAUUCAUGCAAGAAAUUAAUGAAUGAAGUGAUAGCACCAGAACGGAUAUCAGGCAGUAGAUAUCAUAAAGUAUUGAAGUGUUUAUGCCAGAAUUAUGGCAUUUACAAACCAAAAGGGACCAGUUGCCGAGGAAAUAUGAACCUUAAUGAGAGUUUAGCCUCAUGCAUGAGAAGUUUUAUUGAUGAAGAAUUUACUUAUUUUUUCCCAAAUGACAAAUGUGGUCCAAUCAAAGAGAAGAUUGAGAACUUUACCCUUGACACAAAAAGCUUGGUUAAAAAGCACAAGAGUUUGUCACUGCAUCUGACAUUUCUUAAGACAGUAGGGUUUUCAUAAAAAAUUGGAAAAACAUACAGUUUACAGUUUUUUAUUGCAUUUGUAUACAUGUUAAUAGAGCGUAAAAUAAUGGAUUACAGUGAUAUCUUGUGCAAAUACAGUUUACAGGGUCAUUUAGAAACGUGAGUAAACUAAACCAUGAACUGAA